Messenger RNA from Glycine soja, 1409 nucleotides. RefSeq names its product CCR4-NOT transcription complex subunit 9-like. Gene Ontology annotation, biological process: mRNA catabolic process; negative regulation of translation. Bases 85 to 1062 code for a protein of 325 amino acids. Gene Ontology annotation, cellular component: CCR4-NOT core complex; P-body; CCR4-NOT complex. The record is from RefSeq and is a predicted model, not a curated record. The transcript is spliced from 9 exons. Lineage: Eukaryota; Viridiplantae; Streptophyta; Magnoliopsida; Fabales; Fabaceae.
AAAGAAAAAGAAAGAGACCAAACCCAAAAAGAACAGAGUGGGUAGAGUGACGGAAGCAGAAACCAAACACAACUCAAUCGCGAAAUGUCGAAUUUGCCCCAAUCGCUGUCGAUGGGCGCGGCCUUCGGCGGAGGCGGCGCUCCGCCUCAGCCAUCGAGUGUCGGCGGCGGAGCACAGGGUUCCGGCGCUGGCAAGGAUCGGAAGAUGGCGUCGGCGGAGCAGCUCGUGCUGGAACUCAGCAACCCUGAGCUCCGUGAAAACGCGCUUCUCGAACUCUCCAAGAAGAGGGAGCUAUUUCAAGAUCUUGCUCCAUUGCUAUGGAAUUCUUUUGGUACAAUUGCUGCACUUUUGCAGGAAAUAGUUUCAAUAUACCCUGUUCUUUCACCACCAAAUCUUACUCCUGCACAAUCAAAUCGAGUGUGCAAUGCUCUUGCUCUUCUUCAGUGUGUAGCAUCUCACCCUGAUACAAGGAUGCUAUUCCUCAAUGCUCAUAUACCUUUAUAUCUGUAUCCCUUCCUUAAUACAACAAGCAAGUCAAGACCAUUUGAGUACUUGAGGCUUACCAGUCUUGGUGUAAUUGGUGCAUUGGUGAAGGUUGAUGAUACAGAAGUUAUAAGUUUCCUUCUUUCAACAGAGAUAAUUCCCCUGUGCCUGCGCACCAUGGAAAUGGGCAGUGAACUAUCCAAAACAGUUGCAACAUUUAUUGUUCAAAAAAUUCUGUUGGACGAUGUGGGCUUGGACUAUAUUUGUACUACAGCGGAGCGCUUUUUCGCAGUAGGUCGAGUUCUGGGGAACAUGGUGGCAGCUCUCGCUGAGCAACCCUCAUCUCGUCUAUUGAAGCAUAUCAUUCGAUGCUAUCUUCGCCUAUCAGAUAAUCCAAGGGCUUGUGAUGCAUUAAGAAGCUGUCUACCAGACAUGUUAAGAGAUGCUACUUUCAGCACUUGCCUUCGUGAAGACCCCACAACUAGGAGGUGGCUACAACAAUUGCUUCACAAUGUUGGAGGGAAUCGGGUUCCUGCACUACAAGCUGGAGGAGGUUUCGAUCAUAUGAUUGUGACCUGAGUAUAAACUAUGCUUCAUUGGUUUUUAUCACCCUUUUGGAGUCUGGUUAUAUCUAUGUUUCAUGGAGUUUGAUUGUUCAGAGGAAAAGGUUGUAAAUUAAUGGAGCAUGGAAUCCAAGUUAGAAGACAUUUUUUUUUAAUAUAUUUUAAUAAUUUAUAUGUAUCCCAGUAGGUGGUUCUUUAUACCCCUUCCCCCUUGUGCGGUUAAGCUUAUAUCUAGACAUUGAGGUGGGGGUUUUUACUCCUUAGUGAACUUUGAGUAGGUACAUUAAGAUGUCAAAUUUUCAAUCAAGUUAAAGGCAUUCUAGAAAGGUGGCAUUUUAUAAACGCAAUCCUUGUUCAAGGUUA